AUGGUGUGCAUUCCAUGUAUAGUCAUUCCAGUUCUCCUCUGGGUCUACAAGAAGUUCCUGGAGCCUUACAUCUACCCUGUCAUUGCCCCUUUGGUGAAACGUGUGUGGGCCAAGAAAGCCCUGGAAGAAACAACCCCCACCAGCCCUGCUCGAGGAGGCAGCACUGCGACUCCUCCAGCAGCUUCAGCCACCAGAAGAUACCAAGAGGAUGAAUUUGGGAUUUAUAAAUUUGAAAGCAACGGGGUAGCAAAUGGAAUCACCACAGAGAGACCCACAGACCUUGAGGAGAAGAAGACAGCUUGA
This is a messenger RNA of Merops nubicus (carmine bee-eater), 303 nucleotides long. Its product is annotated as chromosome unknown open reading frame, human C18orf32. The record is from RefSeq and is a predicted model, not a curated record. The coding region runs from base 1 to 303 and encodes 100 amino acids. Gene Ontology annotation, biological process: positive regulation of canonical NF-kappaB signal transduction. Lineage: Eukaryota; Metazoa; Chordata; Aves; Coraciiformes; Meropidae. The transcript is spliced from 2 exons.